UCUUUAAAAUGGCAUCAACCGAGAAACGGAAAAAUGUCACACGGAAUAAAAAAGAAAAAGGAAUACAGAAGGUCAAACCAGCUAUAGAUGAGAUCUUUGAUCAGAUGGACCAGAACCAUGAUGGGCGGAUCUCCGUGCACGAGCUCAAAAAGGCAGCUCGUCUACUUGGCUUAAACCCUACCCUCAAAGAAGCUGAGCAGAUGAUUGAAGACUGCAAUCCGCGCGAAAAGGGUUAUGUGGCUCGCGCGGAGUUCCGGAAGCUGUUCGAAAGCAAAGAGAAGGACAUGGGCAUGCAGGUCGAGCAGAUAAAGGCGGCAUUCAAAGUCUUCGACAAGGAUAAUAGGUUUGAUAUACAGUUGCAAUACGAACUUGUUGUGUUUUAUUGUGAAUGCAAUAUUAUGUAG
This is a messenger RNA of Dreissena polymorpha, 404 nucleotides long. RefSeq lists its product as uncharacterized. The coding region runs from base 9 to 404 and encodes 131 amino acids. Lineage: Eukaryota; Metazoa; Mollusca; Bivalvia; Myida; Dreissenidae. Gene Ontology annotation, molecular function: calcium ion binding. The transcript has 3 exons. Gene Ontology annotation, cellular component: cytoplasm. The record is from RefSeq and is a predicted model, not a curated record.